UAUUGAUGGUCUGUUCUCCACGCUUAUCAGUGACUACACAAACGAAACAAAGUUUCCAGAUCUUCUGCCGACGGAUGUUAUGGAUCGUUACCACGACUCGAGUAAAACUGACACGACAACGAGAGCCCUUCGUCGGAGAAACAUGGAAACCUACAAUCCAUUCGGUCGAGAGGAAGUCUUUGCGGGAUUUCGGAGCCUUGUCCCGGCACAUUGGAUCGGGCUCUUGAAACAACGAAGAAAGAUGCUCGAUCGGUGCUUAUGUCAGGCCAAACACUCAUCGCUUGGCUCCAAGAUUGCGACUACAACAACAACAUAUGCUGGAUCUGUGGGGACCCUGGCUCUGGCAAGAGUGUUUUGAUGAAACACAUAGUAAGCCAAGCAAGAUCAGACCCCUCGAUUUUCGAACCAUAUACAAGAGGCGCAGAGAGAAACAAGGAUACGGACCGGGAGAAGCCCAUCGUCAUUUGGCACUGCUUUGCUCGGGCUGGGAACCCCGUUUCCAUGCAGUUCGAAGAACUUACCAUGAUCCAAAACAUCCUGUUCCAGCUUUUCAAGCAAUUCCCCGGUGAGAUCGACCGGGCUUUUGCCUACACCUACAACAUGAUGCUUAGCCAGCGGAAACCGGAUUACAUCAAGGCAGGCUUAUCGACUUUGAAGUUCAAGACUCUUGAGAACACUCUGUUCUUCUUCCUGGCAGACACUGGGCUAGUAAGACCGCGGGUCUUCAUCUUUUUGGACGGGCCGAGUGGAUUUUCGCGACAGAAAUCUGCUUUCUUCAACAUCGACGAAGUGGAAGAAGCCCCGCUUAUCCACAAGCUGAAGGGAAUUAGGGGUGUCAAAGUGUGUGUUGCCAGUAGACCUGGGGGCGUGUUCCAUGAUUGGGAUCGUUCAUUCCACGGUCGGGAGGAAAGGGGGUACAAAUUCCAUACCCUCCGUAUUCAGGAUUAUACGCGGGAGGAUAUCCAGAAGUUUAGUAGCAACCGGCUAGAGAGUGUGCUUCUUCCGCUCCGCAUACCUCUCGCCGCAAGUAUUGCAAACGCUUCUGAAGGAUCGUUUAUCCUAGCCAAGGAUGGGUGCGAGGCUGCCCUUCGAGCAUAUGAACAGUCGAACGAUGAAGAGGCUAUCACCUACUCCCAGAUUCUCUUCAACUCAUUACUACACGAGAUCGAAAGGAUGCCAUUAACAUUCAAGUUACCCAACUACGACUUCGUACAGGAGAACCGCCUCGAAACCCUCUCAACCUAUCUAAACUUCAUUAUCACCCACAUCGAAAACAACAUGUCCCAGGCCCGUAACCAACGACCUUUAUCCCUCCUACAGUUUACGCUGGCCGUCGAAUCAUACCGGGACACCCUCCCCUCCGGGCCGCUCACGGACUUUCAGAUAGAAUUCCUUGCAAGAGCCUGUGACAACAUAGCGCAUAAGAUCAGAAAGGAACUCUAUCCCUUUAUUGUUCUCCGUGAAAUGGAACAUGAAGAGAAGCCGCAAUAUGUGGAUGAGAACUUGGUACAAAAUUGGAAAGGUCUGGUCCGCGCGGCGGGAUCAAAGGUUAUGCUUCUGCAUAGUAACCUGGUGCUGUUUCUGGAGAACACCUUGGCGGGACGGCAUUUACUGGAUAACGACGAUGGGCAAAGGGCUAAUUCACUUGUCCAGCACGACCAACUGCAUAGUCACAUUGCCGAUGAGAUGAGGGCCCAGAAUCCAAGAUUCUUACGGGACCGCGUGGCGACGCUCCUGAAGGCCUCUCUGUUUGAGCACACUUCACUCAUGCCGGAGAUUAUCAAUGAGGAGUGUGAGUAGUGGUUGGAGCGCGGCGUUGAGGUGAAGACGGAGACCAAACCGAAACGUCGGUACCCCACUACACGUUCUAAGACUGCCAGGACCAAAGCGCGGGGUAUGAAGCCUCAGCCAUAUCGCCCUUAUAGCGAACACUUGAAGUUGUUGGAAAACUUGCCGGAGGUGGCUGGAUUGGAGGGAGAGAUGUUGCUGUUCGAGUUUUGGCCGUCGACGUUCGUUCAUCAGAUCAAGAUAGAACCGGAGGAGAGUGUUUCCGAUGGAGGUGACUAUGUUGAGGUUGUGAGGGAGACGAAGAGACGGAGGAUGGCGUGAACACAAUGUCAUAUUUUUGGCCGCGAGAAGUUGUUUGGCUUGGAGUUUACUAUGGUGUUGACAUUGCAUUUGUUUUGUCUUCUGUUUGCUAUGUAUACAAGAACUCCUCAUUGAUAUUUCUUUCUCACUAUUAAAACGUG
Neurospora tetraspora is the source of this 2249-nucleotide messenger RNA. RefSeq lists its product as uncharacterized. The record is from RefSeq and is a predicted model, not a curated record. The transcript has a single exon. Lineage: Eukaryota; Fungi; Ascomycota; Sordariomycetes; Sordariales; Sordariaceae. Bases 259 to 1800 code for a protein of 513 amino acids.